CAAUGUGUGUCUGCAUCAAAUUCAUUCAAUGCAAAAUGGCCAAUAUUCUUCCUAUGAUAUUGUUUGUUAUUCUUAAUCUCAUAUUGUUCUUCUUUCAAUUAUCUACCUCAAUUGAUACCAUCACCCAAUUUCAAUCUCUUAAUGAUGGCAACACUUUGGUUUCUAAUGAUGGAACCUUUGAGUUAGGCUUUUUCACACCAGGUAGUUCAACAAAUCGCUAUGUGGGAAUAUGGUACAAAAAUAUCCCAAAAAGAAGAAUAGUUUGGGUUGCAAACCGUGAUGAUCCAAUCAAGGACAACAACUCCAACUCAACCAUGUUGAUCAUGAGCAAAGAGGGAAACCUUGAACUACUUACCAACAACAAUCAAACACUUGUUUGGUCAACAAACAUCACAACACAAUCUUUGUCAACUACAAGUUCUCAUGUUGCUCAACUAUUAGACAAUGGAAACUUUGUAAUCAAAGCCAACAACAAUACUGAUCAACAAAGUAAUAAUUUCUUAUGGCAAGGUUUUGAUUUUCCUUGUGAUACUUUGUUGGCAGGCAUGAAGCAUGGAUGGGACUUAAAAACCGGUCUUAAUCGUCAAUUAACUUCUUGGAAAAAUUGGGACGAUCCAUCAUCGGGAGAUUUAACAUGGGGUAUUGUCCUUCAUAGUAAUCCAGAAAUUGUAUUGAAAAAAGGAUCAGUUGAAAUUCACAGGAGUGGUCCUUGGAAUGGAGUUGGAUUUAGUGGAGCACCUAUGGAGAUUAUUACGUCAAGUGUUAUAGCUACAACACCUGUGAUCAAUUCAAAUGAAGUUUAUUUCACAUAUAGUCUUGUAAACAAGAGUAUGGUUUCAAUAACUUAUUUGAACCAAACGCUUAGUCUUCAUGAACGCGUUAUAUGGAGUCCAGAGGACAACACUUGGAGCGAUAUUCAGUCAGUACCAAAAAAUGAUUGUGAUGUCUAUAAUCGUUGCGGCCCUUAUGGAAAUUGCAUUCAUAACCCGUCUCCAAUUUGCCAAUGUUUAGAUGGGUUUGAGCCUAAAUCACCACAAAAUUGGUACGCAUCAAAUUGGACACAAGGAUGUGUGCGCAAAGGUGAAGAAACAUGGAAUUGUGGUGUGAAUGAUCGUUUUAGAACAUUUUCUGGAUUGAAAUUGCCAGAUACAACACAUACUUGGGUUGAUGCUAAUAUGACACUUGAGAAUUGUAAGAAUAAAUGCUUGGAAGAUUGUUCUUGUAUGGCUUAUUCAAACUUAAAUGUGAGUGAUGGUAGUGGAUGUUCCAUAUGGUUUGGUGAUCUUAUAGACUUAAGACAGAUUUUAACAUUCCAACAAUAUCUAUAUAUUCGAAUGGAUGCUUCCACAGUAGAUUCAAGUGGAGAUGUUUCUAGUGGGAAGAAAAAUCAUACUUUGGCAAUUGCAGUUACUAUUCCGUUGGUCAUCAUUUUGCUACUGGGGAUCAUAGUCUUCUAUGUUUACAUGAGAAAAAGAAAGCAAAGAGAUAAUGCAGAGAUCAACACCUUAACCGAAGAGAGAGAUGAAGACCAACAAGAUUUUGAGCUUCCUUUCUUCAAUAUUUCUACAAUGAUAAGUGCCACAAAUCACUUUUCAGACUAUAAUAAACUUGGAGAAGGUGGCUUUGGACCAGUAUAUAAGGGUACACUAGCUAUGGAUGGGCGAGAGAUUGCCGUCAAAAGGCUUUCAGGAAGUUCAAAACAAGGAUCAAAAGAAUUUAAAAAUGAAGUUAUAUUAUGUGCAAAACUUCAACAUCGAAAUCUUGUUAAGGUUCUUGGUUGUUGCAUUCAAGGAGAAGAGAGAAUGCUUAUCUAUGAAUAUAUGCCCAACAAAAGCUUAGAUGCAUUUCUUUUUGAUCCAGCUCAAAAGAAACUUCUAGAUUGGUUUAAGCGCUUCAACAUUGUUUGUGGAAUUGCCCGUGGACUGAUUUAUCUUCAUCAAGAUUCUAGAUUGAGGAUCAUACAUCGAGAUCUAAAACCAAGUAAUAUUUUAUUAGACAAUGAUAUGAAUCCAAAAAUAUCAGAUUUUGGCUUGGCAAAAAUUUGUGGGGAUGAUCAAGUUGAGGGGAAUACAAACAGAGUAGUUGGAACACAUGGUUAUAUGGCUCCAGAAUAUGCCAUUGAUGGACUAUUCUCCACAAAAUCUGAUGUAUUUAGCUUUGGCGUAUUAUUGCUAGAGAUUGUAAGUGGACAUAAAAAUAAAGGACUUACAUUUCAGAACAACAACUAUAAUCUUGUUGGACAUGCUUGGAGGUUAUGGAAAGAGGGAAAUUCAAAAGAAUUGAUUGAUGAUUGUCUAAAGGACUCAUAUAUUCCAUCUGAAGCUUUAAGAUGCAUACAAGUUGGUCUUUUAUGUCUACAACUUCAUCCAAAUGAUAGACCAAAUAUGACAUAUGUGCUUGCGAUGUUGACGAAUGAAAGUGUUUUAGCCCAACCAAAGGAACCUGGUUUCAUAAUACAAAGGGUCUCUAAUGAGGGAGAAUCUACAACGAAGCCUUUCUCAAUGAAUGAGGUUACUAUUUCGGUAAUAGAUGCUAGAUGAAAAACAUAUAUCAAUGGACGUUUAGUUCCGUCAACUUUGAUUAGAUAUACCAAUGGAAAAAUUUCAUCUCAAUAGCCUAUAGCUACAGUAGUUUUGGACAACAAAAUGUGAGACUUAUACCUACGGUCAAUGACACUUAUUGAGUUAUUUUAUGAAAAAUGUUACAUGAACACCCUUUAUUCCUGCACCUCAUUGUACACCUAAUGUAUUAGGAUAUUUUUGUAGGUUCAUCUCACAAUAUCUUCUAUUUGUGUGGAGUUCAGGUUGCCACGUGUCAGAAUUUUGUGUGGAUGUAAAGGGUGUAUUGCCACAUGAGGUGGUACAUGUAUCAUCACUCUUAUUUUAUCCAUAGCAGUUUUCCAUUGGUAGGUUUGAGAAUAUUUUUUUAGUAUAUAUAAAUAGUUUUUCGACUCAAA
Messenger RNA from Medicago truncatula (barrel medic), 2956 nucleotides. Its product is annotated as G-type lectin S-receptor-like serine/threonine-protein kinase At4g27290. Gene Ontology annotation, biological process: recognition of pollen; protein phosphorylation. NCBI's taxonomy places the organism in Eukaryota, Viridiplantae, Streptophyta, Magnoliopsida, Fabales, Fabaceae. Gene Ontology annotation, cellular component: plasma membrane. The transcript is spliced from 7 exons. The record is from RefSeq and is a predicted model, not a curated record. Gene Ontology annotation, molecular function: ATP binding; protein serine/threonine kinase activity. The coding region runs from base 3 to 2540 and encodes 845 amino acids.